This is a messenger RNA of Zingiber officinale, 3163 nucleotides long. Its product is annotated as homeobox-leucine zipper protein ROC5-like. Lineage: Eukaryota; Viridiplantae; Streptophyta; Magnoliopsida; Zingiberales; Zingiberaceae. The record is from RefSeq and is a predicted model, not a curated record. Gene Ontology annotation, molecular function: DNA-binding transcription factor activity, RNA polymerase II-specific; DNA binding; lipid binding. The coding region runs from base 388 to 2751 and encodes 787 amino acids. The transcript is spliced from 9 exons. Gene Ontology annotation, biological process: regulation of DNA-templated transcription.
UCACCUUGCUGUUCUCCGUCCGCCAUUACUGGGUGCGUAAAGCUUCGAUCGGGGAGCCAUAGCGUCCGUGCUCGCUCUGGUAGAGUCCAAGCUGGGAUCCUGUCUUCUUCUCGGGUCUUCGAUGGCGUCUGGGAAGGUUGGGGGUUAGGGUUUUGAGGAGUAGCUGAAGGGGAGGGUGAAGGAGAGAGAACGAGGUGCUAGCGCUCUUGCUUGGCUUCCUUCUCUUUCUUUCUACCCUAAGAUCAAAUUUUGGAGAGGGCGGCUGCGUUUCUUCACGUCUCUCGUCCUCAGUUCCUAAAUUUGUCCGCCUAGUGUGUUUUUCCCUUUCAUUCGAUUUGUGAAUCGAGAAGGGGCGCUUGGAUUUGAGGAAGAAAGGAGAGAUCUUUGAUGAGUUUCGGAGGUUUGUUCGACGGCGGCAACGGAGGUGGCGCUCAUCUCGUUGCCGACAUGGCGUAUGGAACCUCCGCCAGGGCCAUCACCCAUCCGUCCGUUCUCUCGCCUCCGCUCCAUCUGUCCUCCAUGUUCAGCUCCCCUGGCCUCUCCCUUGCGCUGCAGACCAAUCUCACUGCUCGUGGCGAUCAGAACUCGGAACCUGUUGCCGGAGGUAUAGGCUCCGGCGAGUUGGAUUCGGCUCGCAGGAACAAGGAAGAUGAGAACGACAGCAAGUCGGGGAGCGAUAACUUGGACGGCGGAUCUGGAGACGAUUUGGAGCUAGAGAACCCUCGGAAGAAGAAACGGUACCACCGACACACCCCUAAGCAGAUCCAAGAACUGGAAGCCCUCUUCAAGGAAUGCCCUCACCCGGAUGAGAAGCAAAGGAUGGAGCUCAGCAAGCGGUUGUGCUUGGAACCCCGUCAGGUCAAGUUCUGGUUCCAGAACCGGCGAACGCAGAUGAAGACCCAAAUCGAACGGCACGAGAAUGCAAUCCUCCGGCAGGAGAACGACAAGCUUCGAGCGGAGAACUUGUCGAUCAGGGAGGCGAUGAGGAACCCGAUGUGCUGCAACUGCGGUGGUCCGGCAGUGCUCGGCGAGAUCUCCCUCGAGGAGCAACAUCUACGGGUGGAGAACGUUCGCCUCAAGGACGAGCUCGACCGGGUCUGUGCUCUCGUCGGGAAGUUCCUCGGCAAGCCUAUCUCGAACCUCUCUACCUUGCCGCCGCCGUCUCUCCCCUUCAUUCCAAACUCGUCUUUAGAGCUCGCAAACGGUCUUGCCUCCGUGCCGCCCCUGAGCACCGUUAUGUCUCCAACAAGAGCUAUCGCCGGUGGUGGAGCGGCUUUCAGCGGAGUGGAGAAAUCGCAGGAGAGGUAUGUUUUCCUGGAGCUUGCACUUGCCGCCGUCGAAGAACUGGUAAAGAUGGCAGAGAUGGAGGAGCCGCUGUGGGUGCUAUGCUCGAACACCGGGAGGGAGACGCUAAACUACGACAUGUACGAUCAGUGCUUCGCGCGGUGCCUCGGGCCGAGGCCUCCCGGUUUCGUCUCCGAGGCCUCGAGGGAGACGGGCGUCGUCGUCAUCAACAGCUCCGCCCUCGUUGAGACUCUCAUGGACGCCAGUCGAUGGGCAGAUAUGUUCCCUUCGGUGAUCGCAAGAACGACCACUGCCGACGUGAUCUCCGUCGGAGUUGGCGGGACUAAAAAUGGCGUCCUCCAGCUUAUGCACGCAGAGCUGCAAGUGCUGUCUCCCUUGGUCCCUGUUCGCGAGGUCCAGUUCCUUCGCUUCUGCAAGCAGCUCACCGAUGGCGCCUGGGCCAUCGUCGAUGUCUCGGUCGACGCGACCAAAGGCGACCAACUGAAGUGCCGCAGGCUCCCCUCUGGCUGCGUGGUGCAAGACACGCCCAAUGGCUACUCCAAGGUCACGUGGGUGGAGCAUGCCGAGUACGACGAGGUCAUGAUCCACCCGCUGUACCGCCCGCUGCUGCGUUCUGGCCUCGCUCUCGGCGCCCGCCGCUGGCUCGCCACCCUCCAGCGCCAGUGCCAGUCCCUCGCCAUUCUCAUGUCCUCCUCCAUUCCCGCCGAUGACAGCACAGCAGCGAUCAUGCCGGCGGGGAGGCGGAGCAUGCUGAAGCUGGCGCAGAGGAUGACGGAGAACUUCUGCGCGGGGGUGUGCGCGUCGUCUGCGCGCGAGUGGAGCAAGCUGGGCGGCGGGGUGAAUAUCGGCGAGGAUGUGCGGGUGAUGACGAGGCAGAGCGUGGCGGACCCCGGGGAGCCUCCGGGGGUGGUGCUGAGCGCCGCCACUGCAGUGUGGCUGCCGGUCUCGCCGCAGCGGCUAUUUGACUUCCUCCGCGACGAGCAGCAGCGGAGCCAGUGGGACAUCCUCUCCAACGGCGGGCCCAUGCAGGAGAUGGCUCACAUAGCCAAGGGGCAGAACGCCGGCAACGCUGUCUCACUUCUCCGUGCCAGCGCGGCAAACGCAAACCAGAGCAGCAUGCUGAUCCUGCAGGAGACCUGCACUGACGCGUCCAGCUCGCUGGUGGUGUAUGCGCCGGUGGACAUUCCGGCGAUGCACCUAGUCAUGAACGGAGGCGACUCAGCCUACGUCGCCCUCCUCCCUUCCGGCUUCGCCAUCCUCCCUGACGGCGGCAGCGGCAGCGGCGGCUUGAAGCCACAGGACGGCUCCCUGCUGACAGUGGCGUUCCAGAUCCUGGUGAACAGCCAGCCGACGGCCAAGCUGACGGUGGAGUCAGUGGAAACGGUCAACAACCUCAUUUCCUGCACCGUCCAGAAGAUCAAGGCGGCUCUCAACUGCGAGGCCUAGUCGACAGUGCACAUAGGCACGGCCAUGGGUUGAGUCAAGAACGAACCGCGAGCCGAAUAAUGAAGCCUUUGCUCGGUGGCGAGGGAGUCCCUGUUCCUUGGUACGGAGCAAUGGUGGUGGUUCGGGCAUUGACUCUGUCUCUUGACGCCCUUGCAAUGUCGAAUAGCCUUAGUGCAUGCCUGGCUUUUGCUUAAUUUCUGUCUCUCUAUACGCAGCGUUGAGAAGAAGACUUGCUAUUUUGCUACCUGUGUUUCCCUGUAAUAUCUGGACUUGUUUUAGUUGGCUUUCAUUCUUCUUGUUGGAUUAAAGGGUGUGGUAGAUUUAUUGUGAGGGGUUGUCUAUUGGAAGAAAAGAUUAUUCUUAAUCUCUCAUUUGAUUUACUUCAACCCUCCUAGCAACGGGUUCUUCCAUA